AUGCGAUUCUCUUCGAAAAUGGACCUUCAUUUUUACUCUGAACUCUCAGACAACCAAAACGUGGAUUCUGCGUUUCUAAACACACAAGCCUUUAAUGGUUACGCUGAAGGAAAUAAGUUUUCUGGGGGAGGAGACAAUUAUCUUACAAUUGAUGGAGGUGGUCACCCCUUUCUAUCUGCAGAACAUACAUUUCACACACCUAGUCUAGGGGAUGAGGUUUUUGAGAUCCCUCCCAUCUCCCUGGACCCAGAUCCAGCUCUAAACAUCAGUGAAGAUGUGUCCCACUAUGAGACACCCGGGUCCCGCAGUCUUGUGAGCAACAUGGUAGUGGAGGCCAGUGACCCUUCAUUCGCUUCAAGCUUUUUCAACUCCUCAACCCAAGGCAUUGACCGACAAGCAGAAGGUCACGCUGAGGGAGGGGUUCUUCUAAGCUCAUCAGCCUUGGAAAUGGGAAAUUCUGUGUCACAUUUUGGUAGCUCUUCACCAAUGACUAUAGAUGUUCAACUUGGCGAUAUGGAGCCAGAUCUUUUGGGAACCAGUCAAAUUGGAACUAUAAACCCAUCAGAGCUCACACUGGGUCUUGGAGACGCGGGGGACCGAUCUGAAGUUAUUCCCUCAACGCCGUCACCCGCAAGCUCCCUGCAAGACGAGGAUAUGGAUGACUUCAAGAAGAGUGUUCUCGUGGACUCUCCGCUCACCACCUCCUCAACUGCGGUUUCACGCAUUUCGAUUCAGGGUAGCACAACCUCCACGAUCCAGAGGGGGAAACCUGCUCCUCUGGCCUCCCCCACAAAAAGAGGGCGCAGGAAAAAGGACCCCAACGAGCCGCAGAAGCCUGUGUCUGCGUACGCUCUGUUCUUUAGAGACACUCAGGCCGCCAUCAAAGGACAAAACCCAAACGCAACUUUUGGAGAGGUGUCUCGAAUAGUGGCAUCAAUGUGGGAUAGUCUAGCAGAGGAGCAGAAACAGGUUUACAAGAAAAAGACAGAGAUUGCCAAAAAAGGGUAUUUGAAAGCAUUAGCGGCAUACAAGGCCAACCAGCUCUCACGGUCGACCUCUGAAGAGUUGGAGGCCGGGUCGACGUCGCCCCAGGGAGAAAACGGCCCCGUCUGCAGUGAAGAAUCGGCCCCCCUUAUUUUAAACACAGGGACCAAACCCACCAUCACUAAGAUCCUCAUCCCAAAACACUUGCUGCAGCCAGGGCGCCAGGUAGUGACUUUGUUGCCAGGUGGGGUGCGCACUCUGCAGCCCUCCGCACUCCUCGUCCCCGCUGCGGCCCGCGGCCCUCCUCCUCUGCAGCAGAUGCAAAACGCUCCUCCACCACCGCGGCUGCAGCAGAUGGCACCGGCUCCUCCGCGGCUACAGGCCAAGCCCACCACGGCACCGAGCGUGUGCGCGGCGCCGCCGCCGCUGCAGAUAAAGAUUGUACCCGCGCCCGUGCAGCCGGUGGAGCUGGUGGAUGAGCAUGAACCUGCGGAGGACGACGAUGUUUCGGAAGAGGAGCCGGUGGAAGAGGAUGUGAUGGAGGUGAGUGCAGCCCCAGUUUGCUCAGAGAUGGUCUGCCUCAGAGCUGGGUGCAACAAACCUGCGGUGGUCAGUGAGGACUGGGACAAAGAAUACUGCAGCAACGAAUGCGUGGCCACACACUGCAGGGAUGUUUUUCAGGCCUGGUGCUCCAUCAGAACUCAUUCUGUCACUGCAGUGAACUGA
This is a messenger RNA of Knipowitschia caucasica, 1710 nucleotides long. NCBI's taxonomy places the organism in Eukaryota, Metazoa, Chordata, Actinopteri, Gobiiformes, Gobiidae. The record is from the annotation of a GenBank genome assembly.